AUGGCCAGAGAGGAGUGCAAGGCGCUGCUGGACGCGCUUAAUAAGACCACAGCGUGCUAUCAUCACUUGGUGCUGACUGUGGGGGGCUCCGCGGACACACAGGACCUGCGCGAGGAGCUGCAGAAGACCCGCCAAAAGGCGCGCGAGCUGGCCGUGGCAACAGGCGCCCGGUUGACUGUCGCGCUGCGUGACCGGGGCUUGGCGACCGAGGAGCGCGCGGAGUUCGAGCGGCUCUGGGUGGCCUUUUCGGGCUGCCUGGACCUGCUCGAGGCAGACAUGCAGCGCUCACUGACGCUGGGAGCAGCUUUCCCGCUGCACGCGCCGCGCCGGCCACUCGUGCGCACUGGGGUGGCUGGCGGCUCCUCUGCAGUGGCCGCGCGCGCCCUGAGCGCACGUAGCCUGCGACAUGAGGCCGAGGGAGACUUCGACGUCGCCGACCUGCCUGAGUUGGAGCGCGAAGUCCUUCAAGUGGGCAAGAUGAUCGACGACAUGGAAAUGAAAGUCAACGUACCCCGCUGGAGUGUGCAGGCGCGACAGGCAGCGGGCGCCGAACUCCUGUCCGGUGCAAGUGCUGGUGCGUCCUCGGCUGGUGGCAUUUCGGUACAGGAACGUCCGGGACCCUGCGACCCCAGCAAGGCCCUGGCCGCCACUGUUUUCAGUGCCGUGCUGCUGGUGGCUGUGGCACUCGCCUUAUGUGUGGCAAAGUUGAGCUGA
Molecule: messenger RNA, 714 nt
Organism: Microtus ochrogaster (prairie vole)
Lineage: Eukaryota; Metazoa; Chordata; Mammalia; Rodentia; Cricetidae
Gene: Rgs9bp
Product: regulator of G protein signaling 9 binding protein
Source: RefSeq, a predicted model, not a curated record